AUGGCUACGAGAAGACCAAUGCCGGAGGACUGGGUACCCUCCACACAAAUUAAGAUCCGAAUGAAACCGCGGGACGAGCGCGUGAGGCUGCCGAGAAGCGUCCAACAGUGCACACGACCACCGCCAAUACGUCUGCUUUCACCUCCCACAGUGGGCUCACUGGAAUCGCCACCAUUACCGUUCAAGGAGACCUUCGAACAGCAACAACAGCAGCUGCCACGCGACCCGGAGGUUGUCGAUGUGGCCGCUCCAAACUCUUGGCCAAGACGAGGCGUGAGUGGAAGCCAUGGCUACCUUCCCCGCUAUGCCCCGUCGCCGACAAUACGAGUCGUAAGCCCAAGUCUCUACUCUCGCUGUAGCACCGGCGGUCGCAGUGAGGUCUCCUUCGGCGUGCUGGAUUACUAUCUGCGUGCUCCGUCGCCAGACCCAAGCCCCUUGCUUCCGCCACCACCUGCGCCUGCGGUUGAAAUGGACCCGGCGAUGGAGAAGUUCGAUUUCGAGUUGGUGUCCAUGACGCCGAAGACCCCAAAAGCGGCAUCAGGCCAACGAAAUGCCACAAGCUUAAACACCAAGCCCUUGCCAGAACCUGUACCAAAGACCGUAAGCGGUGCAGAAAACGAGACCCAACUCAUCGACGUCUCACCACCGCCACCAAACAAACCGCUUCCGCCCUUAACCUCCCACAAACGAGGCUACAGCCUCUUCCCCACAAUCAAAGAGCUACCUCCUCGCCCUGGCAUGCCAGCCCCAACACCCUCCUUUGACGCCCGCGCCCCGGCGCCCACCCGGGAGCGAGCAGCGACCACUAGCAUUGUCCCGCCCGCAGCCCCACAUGAACAACCCCACCCUUCCUACCGCCCUCGCAAAGAAAGCCUCAGCAGCUCCAUCCGCAGCCGGAAGGACAGUUUCACCUCCUUCCGCUGCUCUGGCGGCUCGGGAGGCGGCAACCAUAACCAAAAACGCAUCCCCCUCCGCAUCCUCUCAUCAAGCUCCACCGCCUCAGCGCGAACCUUCUCGACAGCAUCCGCCUCAUUUUCCAGCAGCGGGUCGCCGCCGGACGCCAGUAGGUGGUCGGAGGAUACCAUUACCUCACCUGGCAUCGUGACGACGAAGGGUCCCCGGACGAGUUUCGGGAGUUUGUUGGGUCCUCAUGCUGAAGGGAGAGCGAAUGAGGGUGCAGUGCAGUAUCCUGCGUGUUUUUUCGAGGAUGACGAGGAUGAUGAGGCUGCGCCUUUGAGGAGGAAGUUGGGUUGGACGAGGACGGGAAGUCGGACGCAAGCGCAAGAGCGUGGGGGUGGGAGGCAGAGGGGGAGGUUGGAGGGGAGGAGUAGUUUUGGGAUGACGGUGAAGAAGGUGGUGUUGUGUGGAGGGUGUGUUGGGGCGGGAGGGGGAGGAAAGUGA
Messenger RNA from Baudoinia panamericana UAMH 10762, 1401 nucleotides. RefSeq lists its product as uncharacterized. NCBI's taxonomy places the organism in Eukaryota, Fungi, Ascomycota, Dothideomycetes, Mycosphaerellales, Teratosphaeriaceae. The record is from RefSeq and is a predicted model, not a curated record. The transcript has a single exon. The coding region runs from base 1 to 1401 and encodes 466 amino acids.